This is a messenger RNA of Penicillium cinerascens, 3273 nucleotides long. Its product is annotated as putative regulator of nonsense transcripts. The record is from RefSeq and is a predicted model, not a curated record. Lineage: Eukaryota; Fungi; Ascomycota; Eurotiomycetes; Eurotiales; Aspergillaceae. Gene Ontology annotation, molecular function: zinc ion binding; RNA helicase activity; RNA binding. Bases 1 to 3273 code for a protein of 1090 amino acids. The transcript is spliced from 2 exons. Gene Ontology annotation, biological process: nuclear-transcribed mRNA catabolic process, nonsense-mediated decay. Gene Ontology annotation, cellular component: cytoplasm.
AUGGACAACUAUCCUCCGCGUCUGGUAAACGAUUCCUCGGUGAUGGCAGAGCUGGAUGACCACACUGCGAGCGCCCUUGGCCGAGCACGGCCCCGACGACAUGAUGACGAAGACGACGGAUCUGAAUUCAUGGAGGAUGACGAUUUGGAGAGCACGGUCGGUGGUCCGGCAAACGGACACCAGAAGGGUCAAGGACAUUCGGAAGAGGAGAAGGAGCUUCCCGUUCACGCGUGCGCGUACUGUGGCAUCCACAACCCCAGCAGCGUCGUCAAAUGUCUUUCGUGUAACAAGUGGUUCUGCAGCGCCCGUGGCAACACAUCCUCUUCCCAUAUCGUCAAUCAUCUGGUCCGCGCGCGUCAUAAGGAGGUCCAGUUGCACCCAGCCUCGUCUCUCGGUGAUACAAUUCUCGAAUGUUACAACUGCGGCACGAAGAACGUCUUCCUGCUUGGUUUCAUUCCCGCAAAGUCGGAUACAGUGGUUGUUCUUCUCUGCCGACAGCCAUGUGCCGCUAUGCCGUCUUCAAAGGAUAUGAACUGGGAUACCUCGCGCUGGCAGCCGCUGAUCGAGGACCGCUCUUUCCUGCCAUGGCUUGUGGGUGCGCCCACUGACCAAGAACAGCUCCGUGCUCGCCACCUUAGUCCUCAACUGAUCGCCAAACUGGAGGAAAUGUGGAAGGAGAAUUCCCAGGCAACUCUGGAAGAUCUGGAGAAAGCUACGGCGGUGGAUGACGAGCCUGCCCCAGUCCUGCUACGCUACGACGAUGCUUUCCAAUACCAGAAUAUUUUCGGACCUCUCGUUAAGAUCGAGGCUGAUUACGACCGCAAGUUGAAGGAGUCGCAGUCGCAGGAUGGUCUGAUUGUGCGCUGGGACCUCGGACUUAAUAACAAGCACCUUGCAAGUUUCGUCCUUCCCAAGCUUGAACUCGGAGAUGUGAAGCUUGCUGUUGGCGAUGAGAUGCGCUUGAAGUACAACGGUGAACUGCGUUCCAAAUGGGAAGGAGUUGGCUAUGUUAUCAAGAUCCCCAACAACCAGUCUGACGAAGUCACAAUUGAGCUGCGCUCCAAGGGCGACCAUAAGUCAGUGCCUACUGAAUGCACUCACAACUUCACCGCGGACUACGUCUGGAAAUCUACUUCUUUUGACCGCAUGCAAUUUGCUAUGAAGACCUUCGCCGUGGAUGAGAUGAGCGUUUCUGGCUACAUUUUCCACCGCCUUCUCGGCCACGAGGUCGCUGCGGCCCCUAUGAAGACCCAGAUCCCCAAGAAAUACAGUGUUCCUGGUCUGCCAGAUCUGAACAGCAGUCAAAUCAAUGCUGUAAAGAGCGUUCUGCAGCGCCCAUUGAGCUUGAUCCAGGGUCCUCCUGGUACUGGUAAGACUGUGACCUCGGCCACUAUCAUAUACCAUCUUGCGAAGCUCAAUGGCGGCCAGGUCUUGGUUUGUGCUCCAUCCAACGUUGCGGUUGACCAGCUUUGUGAGCGUAUCCACCGUACUGGUCUCAAGACAGUGCGAGUGACUGCCAAGUCUCGUGAGGAUGUCGAGUCCCCCGUCGGCUUCCUUUCUUUGCAUGAGCAAGUGCGCAUGAACGAUAGCAACAUCGAACUGGUGAAGCUGAACCAACUGAAGGGUGAACUGGGCGAACUUUCCAGUCAGGAUGAAAAGCGUCUGAAGCAGCUGACUCGGUCCGCCGAGCGUGAGAUCCUGAACAACGCUGACGUUAUCUGCUGCACUUGUGUUGGUGCAGGUGAUCCUCGCCUUGCUAAGUUAAAGUUCCGCACGGUCCUGAUUGAUGAGUCGACCCAGUCUGCGGAGCCCGAGUGUAUGAUUCCCCUUGUUCUGGGCUGCAAACAGGUCGUGCUGGUUGGUGACCACCAGCAGCUUGGCCCUGUCAUCAUGAACAAAAAGGCAGCCAAGGCGGGUCUAAACCAGUCCCUCUUUGAACGUCUCGUUAUCCUGGGAUGCGCACCAAUUCGUCUGAACGUCCAGUAUCGUAUGCACCCGUGCCUGUCGGAAUUCCCAUCGAACAUGUUCUACGAAGGCUCCCUUCAGAACGGUAUCACGAUUCAAGACCGCCUCCGCCGUGAUGUGGACUUCCCCUGGCCUGUUAUUGACAUGCCUAUGAUGUUCUGGUCUAACCUGGGCAACGAGGAAAUCUCCGCAUCUGGUACUUCGUACCUCAACCGUACCGAAGCCACCAAUGUCGAGAAAAUUGUUACCCGCUUCUUUAAGGCUGGCGUCCAACCCAGGGACAUUGGUAUCAUCACUCCAUACGAGGGACAGCGCAGCUACAUUGUCAGUUCCAUGCAGGCCAAUGGCACGUUCAAGAAGGAGCACUACAAGGAAAUUGAAGUGGCAUCUGUGGAUGCGUUCCAGGGCCGAGAGAAGGACUACAUUAUUCUCUCUUGCGUGCGUUCCAACGACCACCAGGGUAUCGGUUUCUUGAGCGAUCCCCGUCGUCUCAACGUAGCCCUUACUCGAGCUCGGUAUGGUCUGGUUAUCCUUGGUAACCCGAAGGUCCUUUCCAAGCAUCCCCUGUGGAACUGCCUCUUGCAGCACUUCAAGGAGGCUCACUGUCUCGUGGAGGGGCCUCUGUCUAACCUGCAGGAGUCUCUGAUCCAAUUCAGUCGGCCCAAGCAGGCCUAUCGGGGUCCCCAGCGUUUCCAGAUGUCGUUCAACCAAGCUUCUAAUGCUACUAGCGGCGCCACGAACGGCCGCAACGGCCAGCGCGACGAGUAUCACGAUUCGGGCUCCGUGGUUGGCUAUAUCCCCGACGACGUGUCCUCGGUCCACUCCUCCGCUCUGGGUGGAGUUGGUCUUCCCUCCGGAUACCCCCCGAUGUUCCAGAACUUUGCCGACCAGUGGCCCUCUAUCUCGGGUGGCCGUCGACCCAAUGGUGGACGUGCCAAGGGCGCUCCCAGCGUUGCUGGGGAGUCUGUUGCUGCUACCGAGUCCGAUAUUAAUGGCAGCAUCGCCGACGGACGCAGCGUCGACCAAGGUGGCGUUAGCCUGACUGAUACUCUCAACCGCCUGAACAUCCACGACAUGAACAAGCAGCCUAGCCUCAGCCAGUCCGACCGCCUGAAGCGCUACGUGGAGUCCGGCGGCCGCGAGCCCUACCGUCCUGGUGUUCCCGACAACGGUAGCAUCUUCGGGGGCAGCUCUGCUAGUCUUCGUGUCACUCCCCGCGGCCCUCCUGGCCACAACAUUCACGACGAUGAUGACGCGCGCAGUGUUUCCACCGCGUUCGCUAGCCAGGUCGGCGGAAACUACGAUUGA